AUGCCUUCUAUCUCGAAAAUUCGUCAGACAAACGCUGCUGCCCUUUCGGCGAAGCAGUAUAUUCCUACAGUGGUGUUCGUUGGAGGAACAUCCGGAAUUGGAGAAGGAAUGGCAGAGGCUUUCGCUAAACACACCCAAGGGAAUGCUCAUAUCAUCCUCGUCGGUCGAAAUCGUGCCGCGGCAGAGAGCAUCAUUUCACGCUUCCCCAAGCCAACCUCGCCCGACGCCAAACACGAGUUUGUACAAUGCGAUAUCGCUCUCAUGCGGAAUAUCCGCAAUGCAUCUGCAGAAAUUCACUCCAAGCUCCCAAAACUCAACUAUCUCGCGAUGAGUCCCGGCUUCAUGACUACCAGUGGCAGGAACGAGACCGAGGAAGGGAUAGAUAGGAAAUUGGCGGUCCAUUAUUAUUCGCGUUGGAUGUUCACAAAGGAGCUUAUCAGCCUACUUGAGAAAGCCCAGGAACAGGGAGAAGACGCCAAAGUAUUCACUGUCCUUGCCGCAGGAGCUGGUGGACCUAUCGACGUGAACGAUCUCGGGUUGAAGAAAACUUAUUCACUCAAGAAUGCUGCUUUGCAAGCACCGACGUAUAACGAUCUUAUGACCGAGGAAUUCGCUGCUCGUCAUCCCACUAUCACGUUUGCCCAUGCGAUUCCCGGUGCUGUCCGCACAAAUCUGUUUUCAGCCGCAGAGGUCUCAACUUUCACUAAGAAGGCCAUGGGAUUUUCCAUGACCAUGUUCGGCUUUCUGUUAACGUCCAUAGAGGAUUGUGGAGAGUACAUGCUCAAUGGUAUGCUGAACGUAGCGAGCGCUCCUGGAGCAUGGAGGAUUGAUUCGCACGGCGAAGAUCUCGCUAAGAGACGCUAUUAUGGCUCUGAGGAAGAGAGAAAAAAACUCUGGGAGCAUACUGUCGAGGCUACGAGGGAAAAAGCUUAG
This is a messenger RNA of Lentinula edodes (shiitake mushroom), 933 nucleotides long. RefSeq lists its product as uncharacterized. The transcript is spliced from 2 exons. NCBI's taxonomy places the organism in Eukaryota, Fungi, Basidiomycota, Agaricomycetes, Agaricales, Omphalotaceae. The record is from RefSeq and is a predicted model, not a curated record. The coding region runs from base 1 to 933 and encodes 310 amino acids.